AUGUCAGCUGUCUCAGGAUCCCAAAUGGCCAAAAGUUCCCCAGCACCCCUACUCGCCUCCCCGCUUGAGGAAUCCAGGCCAAAAGUUCCCCAGCACCCCUACUCGCCUCCCCUUGAGGAAUCCAGGCCAAGAGUUCCCCAGCACCCCUACUCGCCUCCCCUUGAGGAAUCCUGGCCAAAAAGUUCCCCAGCACCCUACUCGCUUCCCCUUGAGGAAUCCUGGCCAAAAGUUCCCCAGCACCCCUACUCGCCUCCCCCCUUGAGGAGUCCAGGCCAAGAGUUCCCCAGCACCCCUACUCGCGCCUCCCCCCCAGGGAAUCCAGGCCAAAAGUUCCCCAGCACCCCUACUCGCUUCCCCUUGAGGAAUCCAGGCCAAAGUUCCCCAGCACCCCUACUCGCCUCCCCUUGA
Haliotis rubra (blacklip abalone) is the source of this 408-nucleotide messenger RNA. Its product is annotated as proline-rich extensin-like protein EPR1. Lineage: Eukaryota; Metazoa; Mollusca; Gastropoda; Lepetellida; Haliotidae. The transcript has 2 exons. The record is from RefSeq and is a predicted model, not a curated record. The coding region runs from base 1 to 408 and encodes 135 amino acids.